AUGUCUUUCCUUAAUUUUUCUCCAGGCUUGUCGUCAGCGUGUGGGUCAUGUUACAAGAAACCGACCUUUACCAGCGGUAAAACAGUUUUGGAGGCACAGAUAUCCCCGUCAGAAGCUGUGUUUGAGCACGAGCUAAAUGUUAUUCCAGUCAAGGUCGAUGUUCAAGUGACACCGAAAUCUGACCCUCAAUCUAUCUUUCCGGGUGUAGGUUCGGCACAACGAGAUGAUGACGAAGACGGUCCUUAUGGAGGGGUAGUGUACAAGUACAACGACGGGUCGGUCAUCGUUUACGCCCCGAACAGAUGGGAUGGAUUCUCUACAGGAUCUGUCAUUUAUACUGGUGGCAGCACUUGGACCGGCCCUACUCAGAUGAAAGAGAAUAGGGCGAACGUGCGCGUGCGUGUCUGGUCUCCGAUGGACUUCCCUUGUCCAGACUACGUCAAAACCACCGCUGUACAGGCGGGUCCAGGGAGAGGAACAUUCAAGGAAUUGGCCCAUGGUUUGGGCACAGUCCCGGAGUAUGUAACGGUCCAAGUCAUACACGGCAGUUCCAAAUGGGUUUCGGAUGGAAUAGGAUAUGUGAUGACGUCAUCAAUGACAUCCAUUAAUACGUCAUGGGGAGGUGUAUUAUACGCAUACAAUGAGAGUCAUAUCCGGAUCUGGACGCCCAGUACGGAUUCUGGCAGCUUAUACAGUUCAGCAGACGGCUGGGGUCGAAAGCAUGACGAAACCGUGAAUUCUGGUAGUCUUGUCGUGAAAAUGUGGAAGUUCUUCAAUGGUGUCGACGUGUUCAGCAAAAGCCAACUAAUCGGAAAUAAAGCAACAAUUGUUGAGAAAGAGAUGAGUUUUACACCUUCGACUUUUGAUACGGACCAUGGACUACUCACAGCUAUGGUAAAAUCAACGGAUGGACCAAACGCCAACUUCCUCUUUCCUGCCACUGGAGCAGUACAGAAUGCCGAGACCAUCGGAUCUUACGGAGGUCUUGUCUAUUCCUAUUCCACUUUCGGUAUAAAACUGUGGCAGCCACCCAGUAGGAAUGGUUACCUGAUUUAUAUCAGCGACAACUGGGGAGGAGGUGUCUAUAAACAGAGUUCCAACUCAGCGCAGUUGGAAGUUCGAGCCUGGAACGUCUAUGACAUAUGUCCCACCACUGUAGCAACCUCGUCUACUUUGGUUCCUGCUUCCACACCCACACGAGCUCCGGUCAACAACAUAAGAGCGACAUCUGUCGGACAAAGGUCAUCAAGUUUUGUUGGGAAGUACACCAAAACAAACACCAAUUCUCCUGUCGUAAUCUUCUCUAAUGCAAGCACUAAUCCCCAAUUAGCCGGAGAUACGAGUACGUUAACUGUGGUCAAUAUGAACGGAGGUAAUACCAGACGAAACGCUACAGCAAAAGCACAAAACCGGUUCAAAGGACUCACUGUAGACUUACCCUGGUGGGCUGUGGGCGUUAUCAGUGGCGCCAUCUUACUAUUGCUUAUUGGCAGUAUCAGUGGAGUAGUUCUAGGCAUACUGCGCGCCAAGGACAAGGGCAAAGUUCGGAGCAAGGAAAAAGAAAAAGUGUCACGUUUCCCGCCAAAAGACCACGUGAAUGGAAAGAAACAAGCUUGGGACAUCUAA
Molecule: messenger RNA, 1626 nt
Organism: Ylistrum balloti
Lineage: Eukaryota; Metazoa; Mollusca; Bivalvia; Pectinida; Pectinidae
Exons: 9
Coding region: 1-1626 (541 amino acids)
Source: RefSeq, a predicted model, not a curated record